CAACCAGUCUAUUCAUCCCGGCCCGCCGAAUGUUAUUUAACAGCAUCCUUUCACUGCAGUGUACACGCACGGAACUCCACAGCUGCACGUCGAAAAACAGCGAAGGUGCCAGAAAUUUCUGCAAGUUGCUUCACAGAACUUCAUCUCUUGUCGACAUCAUGAGUAGGCCUGCAGCGCCCUUGAAUCCAGGGUUUGUUGCGAAAGCAGAGAAACUACUGGCCCACCUUAAGGAGUGUGUCAAAGAAUUCGAAGGAGACCCUACCGCCUUGUUGGCUGUUACUGACAAGUACUGCUACGAGAACUGUAGCAUGAUGCACGUGGGAGACAAGAAAGGUGUAAUUGUAUGGAAAAUUGUCAACGAGUUGGCUCCUAAGACUUGCUUAGAGCUGGGCACAUACUGUGGCUACUCGGCGGUCUUGAUGGCGAGUGCCUUACCUGCUGAAAGCCGCUACAUCACCGUUGAAGCCGAGGAGGGGAGCGAGAAUGUUGCCCGGCAGUUCAUUAAACUAGCUGGAGCCGACGUGAGUGAGAAGAUCACACUUAUUGGUGGGAUGUCAAACGAUGUGAUACCAAAGCUGCGAGAGGAUUUCUCCGUGGACACCUUGGAUUUUGUCUUCAUCGAUCACUGGAAAAAGCUGUAUCUGAGGGACCUGAAACUCCUGGAGUCCCACGGCCUACUGAGGAAGGGAACCGUCAUCCUGGCAGACAAUGUCGUAUACCCUGGGGUUCCAGAUUACCUGGAGUACGUGCAGAGCUCGGAGAAAUACCAGACGGAGCUGAUCCACUCGACAGUUGAGUAUUCCGACAUCGAAGAUGCCUUGGCGAAGUCGGUUUAUCUUGGAUAAAAAGAAACACGGAGACAUAUAUAGGUUUAUGCGUAAAUAUCAUUUACGAGGAGUAGCACAGUUUGAUGGCCUGUGUGUGUCAUGUUUGGGAAAGUGAAAAAUAAUUACAUGGAGAAAGCGGUGAUAAGGAUUUCACACGUCGCCAGCACACCCUGUCGCUGUUCGUGCUAAUUACUGACCGAUGUCUGAUGGGAAAAAGAGUAAUUUAAAAAGCUGCAAUACGAAUACGUCCUUCGACCGUAUAACGGCAGGAAUGGACCGGGCAUUAUUCACUCCAAACCAGGAGAGUUUAGUAUAUAAAUUAUUCGACUUUUAUGUCAAUGUUUGUUCUCUGGCUGUGGGAACUGAAUGUGAUGUUUUUAAACAGAUACAUGCUGCUAUAUAAUCGGCAAAGAGCAUCUUUUAUCAGCAUUUAACAUGAUAAUUAAUAUACAUUACUUGAAAGCAGGCACUUUUUAUUUUUUAUUUGUUUCAUUUAUGUAACCAACAGCAGUUAACUGCAAUUUACGGGGAUUUAGAAAAAAUAAAAUUAAAAUAUCAAAUAUACAUGACUAUGGGCAUUAAUGAACUUGAAAUAUCUAAAACAUUUUCAAUAUUAAUGUACACAUUGUAAAGACACACCAAAACAUGAGUCUUGUAAAAAAAAAACUCUAGGAUAAAAGCAACAGGAAUCAACUCCAACCAAUCUGUUACAAAGGAUAAAACUGUAAAUGCCAGUACGGAAGCAGUUUAGUGAGCAGUUAAUUUCCUUCCCUAAAGGGACAUAAGAAAAACGCUCUGAAUAAUUAAAUGAAAAGUGAGAAAUCGCCUCGAAAUAAAAUAGAUAA
Molecule: messenger RNA, 1672 nt
Organism: Acanthaster planci (crown-of-thorns starfish)
Lineage: Eukaryota; Metazoa; Echinodermata; Asteroidea; Valvatida; Acanthasteridae
Product: catechol O-methyltransferase-like
Biological process (GO): dopamine metabolic process; developmental process; catecholamine catabolic process
Molecular function (GO): catechol O-methyltransferase activity
Source: RefSeq, a predicted model, not a curated record